This is a messenger RNA of Carlito syrichta (Philippine tarsier), 2262 nucleotides long. It is a transcript of the gene HDX, whose product is annotated as highly divergent homeobox. The record is from RefSeq and is a predicted model, not a curated record. The transcript has 10 exons. Gene Ontology annotation, biological process: regulation of transcription by RNA polymerase II. NCBI's taxonomy places the organism in Eukaryota, Metazoa, Chordata, Mammalia, Primates, Tarsiidae. Gene Ontology annotation, molecular function: DNA-binding transcription factor activity, RNA polymerase II-specific; RNA polymerase II cis-regulatory region sequence-specific DNA binding. Bases 129 to 2213 code for a protein of 694 amino acids.
CGGACUCGCUGAUUUCAUUGUCUGAGGCGGCAGUGGAGACCCAGGAAAAAUCUCGCUGAAUCUGCCUGCCCCAGCAGUGGUCUGCUCUGGGUUGCUCUGACCCCCUCGGUGACUGCACCACGCCCGAGAUGAAUCUACGUUCUGUAUUUACUGUAGAACAACAAAGGAUUUUGCAGCGUUAUUAUGAAAAUGGAAUGACAAAUCAAAGUAAAAAUUGCUUUCAGCUCAUAUUACAGUGUGCACAGGAAACUAAGCUGGACUUCAGUGUAGUCAGGACGUGGGUUGGCAAUAAAAGAAGAAAAAUGAGUAGUAAGAACUCUGAAUCAGGAAUAGCAACAACAGGAACUGUUUCAGGUACCUCUUUGGCAGCUCCAGACAUUACAGUCAGAAAUGUGGUUAAUAUUGCUCGACCUUCAAGCCAACAGUCUUCUUGGACAUCUACCAACAAUGAUGUCAUCGUAACUGGCAUAUACAGUUCAACUAGUUCAUCAAGUAAGCAAGGGGCCACCAAACACACAAGCACACAAAUUACAGAAGCACAUAAAAUCCCUAUUCAGAAAACAACCAGUAAAAAUGAUACUGAGUUUCAGUUGCACAUUCCUGUUCAAAGACAAGUAGCACAUUGCAAAAAUGCCUCCCUGCUCCUGGGUGAAAAAACUAUUAUUUUGUCCAGACAAACAAGUGUGCUAAAUUCUGGAAAUUCAGUAUUCAGUCACACGAAGAAAAACUAUGGAAGCUCUUCAGUGCAAGCUUCUGAAAUGACAGUACCUCAUACAUCAUCUGUGUGCCACCGACCUUGCAAAAUUGAACCAGUUGGGAUUCAAAGGUCAUAUAAGCAUGAACACACAGGCCCAGCAUCACAUAACUUAUGUGGGCAAAAGGCAACUAUUAGAGACCCUUUCUGUAGAACACAAAACUUGGAAAUCCGUGAAGUGUUUUCAUUGGCAGUUAGCGAUUACCCCCAGAGAAUUCUGGGAGGUAGUAUUCCACAGAAGCCUAACUCAACAGAAGGGACUUGUUUGUCCAUUGCGAUGGAGACUGGAGAUGCUGAAUAUGAAUAUGCCAGGGAAGAAGAGUUAGCAUUGAUGGGAGCACAGAUACCAAGCUACUCAAGAUUUUAUGAAAGUGAUAGUUCCCUUCGAGCUGAGAACCAAAGUACAACCUUGCUCGGACCAGGAAGAAAUGUGCCAAAUUCACAUAUGGUGAACAUUAGAGAUUUGUCAGAUAACGUACUGUAUCAAAACAGAGACUAUCAUGUGACACCACGGACCUCAUUACACACAGCAUCUAGUACAAUGUACAGUAAUACAAAUCCAUCACGGAGUAAUUUUUCUUCACAUUUCGCAUCAUCAAACCAACUGAGAUUAUCACAAAGCCAAAACAAUUACCAGAUUUCAGGAAACCUUACUGUGCCUUGGAUUACAGGGUGUUCUAGAAAAAGAGCACUACAGGAUCGCACUCAGUUCAGUGACCGAGACUUGGCCACCCUGAAGAAGUAUUGGGACAAUGGCAUGACAAGCCUGGGCUCUGUUUGUAGAGAGAAAAUUGAAGCCGUUGCAACUGAAUUAAAUGUUGACUGUGAAAUAGUUCGGACUUGGAUUGGGAAUCGAAGAAGGAAAUAUCGUUUAAUGGGGAUUGAAGUUCCACCUCCAAGAGGAGGCCCUGCUGAUUUCUCUGUGCAGCCUGAGUUGGGUUCUUUGUCUUCACUCACACCAGGAGAGGAAGCUGGGACCGAAGUAGGAGAGGAUAAUGACAAAAAUGAUGAAGUAUCCAUCUGUUUGUCUGAAGGAAGCUCUCCAGAAGAGCCCAAUGAAGUUGUUUCAAAUGAGGCAAGGGCUCAUAAGGAGGAGGACCACCAUGCAGUAUCUGCAGAUAAUGUGAAAAUAGAAAUUAUUGAUGAUGAAGAAAGUGACAUGAUAAGUAAUUCCGAAGUAGAGCAAGUGAAUUCUCUCUUGGAUUAUAAGAAUGAAGAAGUUAGAUUCAUUGAAAAUGAGCUAGAGAUUCAAAAGCAAAAAUACUUUAAACUUCAGACUUUUGUUAGAAGCUUGAUACUAGCUAUGAAAGCUGAUGAUAAGGAACAACAGAAGGCACUGCUGUCAGAUUUACCUCCUGAAUUAGAAGAGAUGGAGUUCAAUCAUGCCUCGCUGGAGCCUGAUGAUACCUCAUUCAGUGUGUCUUCUUUAUCAGAGAAAAAUGCCUCAGACAGUUUGUGAUUUAAGAGUGGGAGGAAUAAAUAUGAUACAGCCUUAUGGCUGCAUAACA